UUGUUGCUAACGUUAUGUAACUAGCUAGCUAAUUUGCUAGCAGCUAAUUACAUAUCUAACUACAUUGCUAACUUGGCUAGCUUUGUAUUUUGUCGACAUGUUGACAGACUGCACCAUGACAUGUUUUUGGUAACAUUACACAGGUCAGAAAGAGAAGGCAAAGUUUGCCCCGCUGGUGCACCGUGAGAAGAAGCCAGGGCAUGGAGAGAAAGGAGGGGGGAAAAGGAGUGAGAAUAAGUGGAAAGGAGAGGGGGGUGGAAACAAGGAGAGAAACAUUGAUGUAGGAAAGAAGACAGGAGAAUCACGUGAAGGAGAGAGAGGAGUAGAGAGCAAGGGUGAGGCCUCUGGGUUAGAGAAGAAAAGAGGAGAACGGAUGAAGAAAGAAGGGAAGAAGAAGACGCCAGAUACAGAAAAAGUGAGGGCUGCAGAUAAAGGGGUUCCCCAGCAACAUGAAUGUAAAGGACAGAGAGGAGGAGGAGAGGGAGCGAAGGAGAAUAAAAAACAGAAAAAUAAGGAAGACCUAUCCAGGAAGGAAACAGAUAAAGGGAAGGAGGGAUUGAAUGUGAAAAAGAAGAAGAAAGAGAAUGAGAAGGUCAGGAAGGAAGGGAAAGAGACGAAAAUGAAGAGACCGAGGGAUGAGACAGAGAGCAAUAAGGUGCUCCCUCUAACAGACAGUCAGUAUGAUGAUAUAUUUGAUAGUGCUACGACUCUGGAGACACCUGUAGACAACUGUCUGGAGGAUGCCAGAGCUGUGCUGAGUGAGGUGGAGUUACUGCAGGCGACCAUUGACCAGGUCUCUCUCAGGGAGGAGGAACAGCCUCCCAGGAGAGUGUCUGGUGAGAGAAAGACUGCAGCGUCCGGCUCACACACACAGAGGAAGAGGAAGAGAAGAAGGGAGGAAGAGGAAGACAGCGACUCCAGUGCAGAAUGUGGGUAUUUUAUCCUCUAUCUCUUCCUUGUUCUCACUUUCUCUACCUCUCAUUCUCUCCCUAUUUCCCCCACUGUCUGUCUCCUAUUUCCUCUUCUUUCUGUCUUUCUCCCCUUCGUUCUCUCUCCCCCCUCCUCACCCCCAUGUCCUCCUCUAGUUGAUCAGUGGGUUCAGUGUAGUAGGUCUGUCUGUGGGAAAUGGAGAAGAGUAGAGAGACACGUUGACCUGGCUGCCCUUCCCAGCGACUGGACCUGUAUUCACGACACAGGCCCUGGUCUCUGUGAGGCUACGGAGGACAGCUGGUCGGGACAAGAGUGUGAUGUCAUCAACAGCAGUCUGGUUCCUGGGUCUCUGGUCUGGGCUCAACAGAUUGGAUAUCCUUGGUGGCCAGCGAUAGUGGAGAAAGAUCCAGACACCAAGACCUUCUGCCAGUUCAACAGGAAUACUGACCUGUACCCUUGCAGGUACCAUGUAACCUACCUGGGGGAACCAGUGAGCAGAGCCUGGGUGUGUCGGUCUAAAGUCAGAAAUUACACAGAACUCACUGAGGAUGCCGCCAUCACGGGGAAGUCUCUCCAGAGAUUCAAGAAGAAGUUGAGAGAAGCUGUCCUCAUAGCAACACAAGCCCAGAGUAUUCCACUCAAGAGGAGGUUGUCUAGGUUUGGGUUCUGGACUCAACAAACAUCAGACAGAGAGAGGUCAGAGGACAGCGACAUUGCCGAGGUGAUGGAGAUGCUUCUGGACCAUGAAAAGAGCAGGAGGUCAGCAUACGUCAGAAACAAGAAGUCAGCUGUGGUGAAUGCUGCUAAGAGACGGAGUGAAAGAGAGCAGAGUGAGCCCAGAAAGAAAACCAUGAAACAAGGAGGAAAGAGAGAAGGGAGGAGAGAUGACGAGACUGAAGGGAGGAGAGAAGACGAGACUGAAGGGAGGAGAGAAGACGAGACUAAAGGGAGGAGAGAAGGAGAGCAGCUUGGAAUAAAAAGACCAGGCGAGAAGGAGGAGGGAGUGUUCAAUAGACUAAAGCCUGUAAAGAAUAAUAAGUCAGAGCCAAUUGGAGGGGACCUGAACGAGGGAGGAAAAGGAGUGAGAGAGAAAAGAGGAGAGGAAGGUAAGAAGAGAGUGAUGACUCCCUGGCUCUCCAAACUAAAGAAAGGCAGCGCGACCACAGCCAGACCAGCCUCUCCACCCAGCAAAGACCAGACUGUACUAGAGAGAGAGGAGAAGAGAGAAGGAGUGGAGGAGAAGAGAGAGGGAGACGGGGUAGAGGAGGAAAGAGCGAAAGAGACCAGUAAAGGAGAAGAAAGGAUGGAACUGAGAGAGGAGAGAAGCCUGGAAGAGGAAGAGAAGGAGGAGGAAGAGGGACAUGAGUCUGAUAUAUCUGUUGAGGAGGAAGGGAGAGAAACAGGAGAGGGAGGAGAGGAACAACAGAUCAAGAAAAAGGAGGGGAAGGAGUUUGUACAGUCUGUGUUUGUCGGGGAGGGAGGAGAGGAUGAUUUCCUAGAUGAAGACAUGGAGAUUCUGGGCUGCAGAGAGGAAGUGAUGAAGAGACUAGCUCAGGAACCUAUUCAGGAAGAGGAGGAUGACUUCUCUCUCAUGCUGUUUGAGGAGGAGUAGAGAGAGGGAGGGAAGAGGAGGAUGACUUCUCUAUCAUGCUGUUUGAGGAGGAGUAGAGAGAGGGAGGGAAGAGGAGGAUGACUUCUCUGUCAUGCUGUUUGAGGAGGAGUAGAGAGAGGGAGGGAAGAGGAGGAUUACUUCUCUAUCAUGCUGUUUGAGGAGGAGUAGAGAGAGGGAGGGAAGAGGAGGAUGACUUCUCUAUCAUGCUGUUUGAGGAGGAGUAGAGAGAGGGAGGGAAGAGGAGGGUGACUUCUCUAUCAUGCUGUUUGAGGAGGAGUAGAGAGAGGGAGGGAAGAGGAGGAUGACUUCUCUGUCAUGCUGUUUGAGGAGGAGUAGAGAGAGGGAGGGAAGAGGAGGAUGACUUCUCUGUCAUGCUGUUUGAGGAGGAGUAGAGAGAGGGAGGGAAGAGGAGGAUGACUUCUCUAUCAUGCUGUUUGAGGAGGAGUAGAGAGAGGGAGGGAAGAGGAGGAUGACUUCUCUGUCAUGCUGUUUGAGGAGGAGUAGAGAGAGGGAGGGAAGAGGAGGAUGACUUCUCUAUCAUGCUGUUUGAGGAGGAGUAGAGAGAGGGAGGGAAGAGGAGGAUGACUUCUCUAUCAUGCUGUUUGAGGAGGAGUAGAGAGAGGGAGGGAAGAGGAGGAUGACUUCUCUGUCAUGCUGUUUGAGGAGGAGUAGAGAGAGGGAGGGAAGAGGAGGAUGACUUCUCUAUCAUGCUGUUUGAGGAGGAGUAGAGAGAGGGAGGGAAGAGGAGGAUGACUUCUCUGUCAUGCUGUUUGAGGAGGAGUAGAGAGAGGGAGGGAAGAGGAGGAUGACUUCUCUAUCAUGCUGUUUGAGGAGGAGUAGAGAGAGGGAGGGAAGAGGAGGAUGACUUCUCUGUCAUGCUGUUUGAGGAGGAGUAGAGAGAGGGAGGGAAGAGGAGGAUGACUUCUCUGUCAUGCUGGUUGAGGAGGAGUAGAGAGAGGGAGGGAAGAGGAGGAUGACUUCUCUGUCAUGCUGUUUGAGGAGGAGUAGAGAGAGGGAGGGAAGAGGGGAGUUGGUAACAUCUUCUGUUCGAGUCAGGAACCGUUUCUGUUUCUAUUGUUGAUGUAAAUAGUUCAGGUAUGUUUGUUAUGAGUUGGGUUACAUUAUUUAAUCAGUUGUAUAAUAUAAUAAACAUUGAAUUAUUUGUUUCUAACUUGUGAGUUUGUCUGGUUGUAAAUGGUGGAGAUGGGAGCAGCAUUGGACC
This is a messenger RNA of Oncorhynchus masou masou (cherry salmon), 3764 nucleotides long. RefSeq names its product zinc finger CW-type PWWP domain protein 1-like. Gene Ontology annotation, cellular component: nucleus. Lineage: Eukaryota; Metazoa; Chordata; Actinopteri; Salmoniformes; Salmonidae. The record is from RefSeq and is a predicted model, not a curated record. Bases 374 to 2542 code for a protein of 722 amino acids. Gene Ontology annotation, molecular function: zinc ion binding. The transcript has 14 exons.